UCGGUAACGACGUUUCGAAGCAAACUAAGGAAUAAGACAUCUAACUUCUAUAUCUAUAUAUAUCUAUGAUAACGCGCGCGUUCUCUGUUAUUUGUUUUUAUUAUCAUUCUUAUACCUCAUAGAGUGCCAAAUUGUUUACCUUCCAAAGUACAUGAGUUUUGAUAGAGAAAAUUAAAUUUUCGUUGCAGACUAAACAUUUUCAUUUUAGGUUGUUUUACACAGGUUGUUACAUUUAUAGUCUGCUGUGAUUUAUUAAUGGUAAAAAUUAAUAAAAGUUAAAUUAAUUUAGAUUUUCAGUUCUUUAUACCGCGGCUAAAAUGGAUUAUGGAGUUUUAAGAUUUAAAACAAAAUGAGCAAAGGGGACGUGUAACGGAAAUGUUACGACCGAGUUUACAUAAGAAAAUGAUCACCAAAAUUAAAUUAAAUUUUUUUAAAUGAUUUCGUGCAUUGACUUUAAUAUUAUCACAAUGUCCUGGUCAACAUUUUCUAAAUAUAAUACGAUGUGGAGUAAAGUUUCCCAAGCAUAAAAGCACAAUGUGAGCACAACAUAGGAAGAUGUUCAUCGCAAUUAUCUCAAUGGCAAACCGUCAAUUCACCGUAGACAAUCAUAAAAAUGCAAAGGAAAUUGUAAUAAAUUUUAAAAACAACAAUACUUGAACGAGUCGAUAGAAAACCAAUUGUAUGCAUAAUAAUCUGACAGCAAAAUUCAUCAACAAUAUACUUAGCUCGUUAUAUCAUCAUCAGGAGACGAUCAAAUUAUGGAAUUGAAUGAAACGCGACAAUCAAAUGUGGCCACGAGUGAAGAUGAAGAUGCUAUCAACUAUGGCAAUUUAGUGAAACAAUCAUUGAUGAAUAGUUUUAAUGUAAACGAUUUCAUUGAAUCAAAUAUAUCAACAGUACAUGAUAUCGAUGACGUUGUCGUGGAUUCGCCGAUCAUUUUUUUACUCGUCAAGUGCUUUAUCAUUGGUUUCAUUAUUUUAGCUGCUAUUUUCGGAAAUAUGUUGGUUAUUGUCUCGGUGAUGCAGCAUAGGAAGCUGAGAGUAAUAACUAACUAUUUUGUGGUUUCGUUAGCCAUGGCUGAUAUGUUAGUGGCCCUUUGUGCGAUGACAUUUAAUGCUUCUGUAGAAUUGGCUGGUAAAUGGCUCUUCGGUUCAACCAUGUGCGAUGUGUGGAAUAGUUUAGAUGUGUAUUUUUCUACGGCGAGCAUACUUCACCUUUGUUGUAUAUCAGUGGACAGAUAUUAUGCCAUAGUUCAACCAUUGGAUUAUCCUUUGAUAAUGACUUUUUCUAGAGUAAUUUUCAUGUUAUGUAUCGUGUGGACAUUCCCAGCAAUUCUCUCAUUCGUGCCGAUCUUUCUUGGAUGGUAUACCACUGCUGAACAUUUAGACUAUUUAAAGUCACAUCCGUAUAUAUGUGAAUUUAAAGUUAACAAAUCUUAUGCACUGAUUAGUUCAUCGGUUAGUUUUUGGAUACCAGGAAUCGUGAUGAUUUUAAUGUAUUAUAAAAUUUAUAAGGAAGCGGAUAGACAAGAACGCUUGUUGUACAGAUCCAAAGUUGCAGCUUUGCUUCUGGAUAAACAUUUACAAAUCAAUGGCAUAUCAGUUCAGCGACAAAGCAUUCAUACUGUCGAGCCCUGUGCCAUAAGUAAAAUGCGACGUGAGAAAAAGGCUGCCCGAACGUUAGGAAUCAUAAUGAGUGCUUUCUUGUUAUGUUGGUUACCAUUCUUUUUGUGGUACGUCAUAUCAUCACUAUGUGCAUCAUCGUGUUCAUCACCAAAAAUUGUGGUUGGAAUUGUAUUCUGGAUUGGUUAUUUCAAUAGUGCUCUAAAUCCUCUAAUCUAUGCAUAUUUCAAUCGUGAAUUCCGCUAUGCAUUUCAAAGAACAUUAAAGAAUUGUUGCUCCUUCCGACACAUAAAUUGUAAGAUUAGUGAUCGAGCCAAUCUUCCACCAUAUCUCCAUUCGACAGCCUCAUCCGAAAUUCAUAUGAAUUCCAUUCGACCAGCAACAACUACCACAGCUAUAAGUGAAAAUCUCAACUGAAUGUUCUGAUCUUGUUUUGGAAAGUGUCGGAAGAUUAUCUUGUUCCAGCUAAGUUAAGCAAAUACCAAAGAAAAAACAAUUUAUUUAUAUGAGAAAAAGAGAAAAAAGAAAAUCACAACGCAACAAAGUAUUUAUUUAAAAUUGAAUAUAUAUCAAACCCAAAGGCAACAAAAAUUUUAUAAAAUAAGUGAACGUUUGGGCUAUAUAUUUUUAUCGUGUGUUUAACAAAAACUAAUGCUAACAAGUUAAUUUAAGAGAAAAAUUAUUAUUAUUAUAUUUGAAAGACUUAGUAAUAAAUGUUAAAAAAUAAAUUACAAAAAUUAGAAUAUUUGAUAAGUUAAUUAAUUUUGCGAAUUCACAUUUACGGUAAGUAUAGGCGAUGAGUGUGUGUAUAAAUGUGCAUGUUAUGUGUAAAUAAAAACAUUAAUAUAAAUGUGUAAAUUAUAUUUAAUUCUAGACCAGCAAUAUUACACUCUAAGUGAAACUUGUAGUAUUAUCAUUGAAAUAACAUUUACCCACAACUUUGUAAUUUUAUCAAAUUAUGUUUGUGAUAUAUUCUUUAAAGUUUAAAAACUGAUGCGCCUAAGUGAGUGUUUAUUUAAGACGAUUAUAUAGGUGUUCCGAACACAAUCCAUCAUCUCAAUGAAUAACAGCGCAUACCGCAUACGGUAAUUUUACAAACUAUCCGAGCCAUCAUGUCCGUUUUCCAAGUUAAUAAAAAAAACACAAAAAAGGAAUAUUUCUGUUUAGUUCCAAUAGCAGUCUGUGAAAGUUAAUGCGUAACAACUCUAGCAGCGACACAAACCAAAUUUAAUGUCAAACGGUGGAGGGUCACAAUCAAUCAAAUUUUUGUUUUUCUUUUUCAAAUUUUCAACUUUUCAAACAGAAAAAGAAAAGAAAAUGAAAAUUCAACUUGAUUGAUUCUGAACCACUAUUUGACACACAAUUUUGAUUGUGUUACUGCUAGACAGUUGCUAUGGUAGAAAAAUAAUGUUUUAAUCUAAAAGUUGUCGAGGUUUAAGAGAAUGCUAAAUGUGAGAGUAGGUUAAAGUUUUUGUUUAGUUUCUUUUCAUACUAAAACAGUUCUUUUUUCUUUCGAACAAUCUCAACAGUUUUCUCCUCAAAGUGUCAUUCAAUAUUCAAAUUGGUUUCCCAUUAUUUGUCUUUGUUCACUUAGAAGUUCUUUUGUAUUGAAAAGGCUUCAUCUUUUUUUAAAGUGUAAAAGUUCUUACAAAGAAAAAACUAGCUCAGAUGGCCAUUUUGUUAUUGAAAGAAAUAAUCCAAGGAUAUUUUAAUAUUCAUCAAUUAAAUACAGCUGUCACUUCCUCAUAAGCAUUUUAUAUUCCUGUGUCAAUUUUCAUAUCUGCAUAUAAUAUUAUAUAUAGUGGUUAAUGUUCAGUAGAGAUUUAAAAAAAAAGAAGAAAUUGUUGGUUCGUUUCCGAAUUAAGUUUAAGAAUUUUAAAGAAUUUUGUUAAAACAUUUUUGUGUUAUAUAUUUUGGAUAAAAUAUAAAAUCUU
This is a messenger RNA of Bradysia coprophila, 3556 nucleotides long. Its product is annotated as octopamine receptor beta-1R-like. NCBI's taxonomy places the organism in Eukaryota, Metazoa, Arthropoda, Insecta, Diptera, Sciaridae. The record is from RefSeq and is a predicted model, not a curated record. Gene Ontology annotation, cellular component: plasma membrane. Gene Ontology annotation, molecular function: octopamine receptor activity. Gene Ontology annotation, biological process: adenylate cyclase-activating adrenergic receptor signaling pathway; positive regulation of MAPK cascade.